This is a messenger RNA of Penicillium subrubescens, 744 nucleotides long. RefSeq names its product ornithine decarboxylase antizyme. The transcript is spliced from 3 exons. Bases 1 to 744 code for a protein of 247 amino acids. Gene Ontology annotation, biological process: positive regulation of protein catabolic process. Lineage: Eukaryota; Fungi; Ascomycota; Eurotiomycetes; Eurotiales; Aspergillaceae. Gene Ontology annotation, molecular function: ornithine decarboxylase inhibitor activity. Gene Ontology annotation, cellular component: cytoplasm; nucleus. The record is from RefSeq and is a predicted model, not a curated record.
AUGUCCCGGUUUCUCGCUCAAGAGUCGACGGUCACCGCCAGCUGCUACACCGUCGAGUCGGGUACCGCCAAGGUCCACGGCUUCCACUACUGCACUACUCUGGGCGCCGGGUCUAAACAAACCACCCCAAGACCUCCCCUCGAAUGCCCCGCGCCCAGCGGGACAAUCAGCUGGACCGGGAACAACUGGUCCGAGUCUAAAGCCAAAGGGGAGGCGGCGCACACCAUUCCGGAAGAGUGUGAGAGGCUCUUCUGUGACACACUAUCCGCGACCUUCCUUGGUGAGAGGAUCGACGUCGGACAGGAGUCACUGGGAAUGGGUACGUUCCAACAGACUCAGCCAAGUCAACACCACAGUCAACACCGUCUCGGGGACCACUAUGGAUCGAUUCAAAAAUGGGUCGAGGUGUGGGACUACAGCGGCGAUGCAAUCUACCGCGGUUUUGUAGCGGGUGAGGACGAUGAGCGGACCUUGUUCGUUUUCCUCGAGGACGGUACCAUCGGGCAGGGAUUGAAAUCUGGAUUAAUCGCACUUUUCGAACUGGCGGGAACCGACGCCUUCGAUUGCUCCCAGAUUGUCGCCUGCGUCAACCGCUCCCAGCACGCCGAUGAGAUGGAGCUCGUUCGCAGUCUCGGAUGGUGCGGCUUCAACCUGACUACCUUGGAUCCGUGGAUCAAGGGGACAGCCGUUACAGCAGGACCGGCACUUAGCACGGAAUGGCUUUUCUUGGUUGCUGAAGUAUAG